Racocetra fulgida is the source of this 482-nucleotide messenger RNA. Lineage: Eukaryota; Fungi; Glomeromycota; Glomeromycetes; Diversisporales; Gigasporaceae. The record is from the annotation of a GenBank genome assembly.
AAGAAUCAAGCUAUUUUAAUAGUAAAGAUGAUGAUGUAGAGCUAGAUAAUAUUGAGGAAGAAGACAAUCAAAUUAUGCUACUAGAAUUGAAAAAGGGAAUGUCAGUAUUUGAUAACCAAUCAAAAAAUGCAAUAUUGAGUGAAUAUCGAAAUGAAAUCUCAACCAGAGGUUUAUCAUCAAUUAUUGAUGAAUAUUUUUUAGAAUUAAAUAGAGUAUUACAAAAGCAAAUGCCUAAUAUUGUGCAAUUACAUGAUCCUAGACAACAGUUUGGAUUUGGUAUAGGAUAUGCAAAAAAAGCAUUAGAUUAUACUAUUCAUAUAGAUAAAAUGAAUAAACUUGUUAAUCAGCUUGAUAAAUUUAUUAAUAAAAUGAAAGAGGAGCUCUUAAGUACUCAAGAAAUAAUAAUAACAUUAUUAGUGACCCAAUAUGGGUACAGCAUAAAGGACGAUAACCUAAAAGAUAUAAAUCAGAAGGUGAAGUAG